AUGUCUGGACAACCACCAUCCUCUCCGGCUCAGCCUGGCGCCACCCGCGUCCCAACCCCACUGGAGUGCAACUUCCUCGUGGCCAUUGUCAAAAACAGUGAUGGAGUCACCAACAUCGACUGGGACGCCGUGGCCAGCGAGGCAGGCUACAACAACGCCGCCACAGCCCGUGUCCGCUUCGGCCAGGUCAAGAAAGCCCUCGGCUGGUCAGUCCGCACCAUAGGCUUAAAGACCAGCCCAAUCAAAAGCCCCACCAAGGUUGAGAAGAAGCCCGCCAAGCCCAGAGCCCGUAAGCCAAAGGCCCUGACGAAGAAGCAGCAGGAGGCCUUGGCUCAGGCUGUGGAUGAUGUUUCCAAUGGCCACAAGCAGGAGGAUGAUGCCAAUGGCCACAAGGAGGAGUAUGGAAAUGGCUACAAGCAAGAGCAUGAGGUCAUCAAGACUGAAGACGUCGAUGAGGAUGCGGAUACGGCGGUUGAGGAAGAGUACGCUUCUGCUAACGACUGUGCCUGA
Pseudogymnoascus destructans is the source of this 510-nucleotide messenger RNA. RefSeq lists its product as uncharacterized. The record is from RefSeq and is a predicted model, not a curated record. The transcript is spliced from 2 exons. NCBI's taxonomy places the organism in Eukaryota, Fungi, Ascomycota, Leotiomycetes, Thelebolales, Thelebolaceae. The coding region runs from base 1 to 510 and encodes 169 amino acids.